AUUACAUUACAUACCAACCAAUGUACAGGACGCAACGUCAAGGAAACUCUUCUAUUUGUCAAUUAAUCAUACAUUAUAUGUAUCAUAUAAAUUAAAAUAUAGUUAUAUAAAAUCGACAAAUAUUGUGAUUUUGAUUCGUGAUCAGUGGUUUUAGUGAUAAUGUGAGCGAGUGUUAAAAUAGUUGCGUGAAAGUAAAAAUAAUGAAGCUAUUUGUGAUGUGUGUAAUUUUUAUGAACAUCUACGAUUUAGAGAAAUGCGACGCCAAAUGCGACCAGUAUUAUUUGAUAGUCAAAGAAAGUUCCUGUCCACGUGAAAAUUUACGACCACAAAAGAUACGCGACAUAGAUUGGGAUGAAAUAACCGUUCCAUGCAAUUCAACAGACCCUGAAGUUAUUCCUUUCAACAAGGAAUGUGUUCUAGAAGUAGAAUACCAUGACACAUCGAUUGGUUGCACAAAACACGUGAAGAAAACAAACUAUCAAACUCACACCACAAUACCUGAUGAAAGAAUAACAAUAACAGACAGAUAUAAAAAUAUAAGAUUAUUAACUACUACAAGCAUGACUCCAAGAGCCGAUGAAAUUGAAACAGCUCAUAAAAAUGAAACUACAAAUGAAGAGAUAGACAAAUCACUGUAUGACGUAAAUGUCAUUUAUAUAAAUGAUAUGGAAAACGAUAUGAACACUUCCCACUCCAUUGCAGAAACAAAUAAUACACAUGGUGAAGUAAACUGUGAUUAUGCUGAAACUAUCUGUGGUGGUGAGGGCAAAACGGAAAAUGGUUUAAAUGAAACAUUAAAAAUAACAAUACUUCGGGAUGAAAAGAGCCCUGUCCAACCCAUAUUCACGGGUUACUUUUUUAAUGAUUCUAAUACAUACUUAGCUCCACCGUUCAAAGACUUCAAAUCGGUAAACAUAACAUGUAAUAUUUUGAAACAUUACAAUUGCAAUGCUAACAUAGACAAAAAGUCUGUUAAAGAAGUUAACAUCUAUAUUAAAACUAAUUACGUUGAAAAUAACACGGUAUCUAAAUAUUUUAACUGCACAAAUAACUUUACGAACAGAAUAAAUGAUUCACUUGAUUUAAAAUGCAAUAAUACAGACUUUGCUGAACAUAAUAAAUUCCCUUUACUUAAUCCUCAUCCUAAUGUUACAACUACAGAGAAACCUGUGAAUGUUACAGAACAAAAAAUACUAGACAGAAUACCAAAUAGUACUUUGGAUAAUCCAAUUAAUAUAGCAAAGUACGAUUUAAAUCUUAUUUACUUGAAUGAAGACGAAGAUAAUGUGUCUAACUCCACCCAACAAACUAUUUCCUGUGCUUAUGCUAAUAUUUGUAGUGACACAGACAACCCUGAUAUAGAAACAGCAAAAUCGCUUCAAAUGUCAAUCAAUCGAGAUGAUACCAGUCCAAUCCAGCCAAUAUUUACGGGUUAUUUUGAUAAUCAUACAAAAAUACAAACCGAUUCACUGAUCAAAUACUUCAAAUCUGUAACUUUAGAAUGUGCAAUUUUAAUACGAUCUUCUUGCAAGCAAAACAUUGGUGACGAAACCAUAAAAGAUAUAAAUAUAUAUUUAAAAUCAAACUAUGUCCAAAACAAUACAAUAACAAGGUAUCCUAACUGCACGAAGAAUUCAAUGUCCUCUACUUCAAAUAAUACACUUAAUUUUCAAUGCGAAGACAUUUCUUUUGCUGAACACAAUCCACAUAUAUUACUAACUCCACAAUUAGUGAACAAAACAAAUGAAGUGAAAUCUGACAAUAAAACUGAUGGAAAAAUCAUCAGAAGGAUUUGUGUCGCAGAGGAAAACGCAAAUAACGAAAUAUAUUUUGAUAACUGUUCAAAUGAUUUACAUUUCGAUACUGCUAUAAAUGAAACCACACACCAAAAGUAUCAAGGCAAUGACAAUAGCACAGCAACAGAUAAUUUUGGAAAUGCUACAAUAAAACCUCUUAAUCCAGUGACAAACGAUUAUUUGAUACAAUUUCUCAUGCCAGCAAAUGACAAUUGUACGAAGAACUUGGGUCAGAGUAUUUAUAAAGGAAAAAUCAUUAACUCAGGCAUUAGUGGCACAAGAACACUGGGAACAGAAACUUUUGAAUUACAAUUAUCAAAUUGCACAGGAAGUAAUCACACGAACAAUACGCAACCCCAUAUACAAAAUGAAUUAGUAAUUUUUCUACAAGAACCUGCAUUAAAUUCUAGUAAUACAAAAUUAUUUAACGAAUUCCUAAAAGAAGCAAAAGAAAAACAAAACAUUAUAUUACAAUGUGAUCUUCUAAAGCAAAAUAGCAGCACAAAUACUGCUACUGACAGAAAUAUUCUUAAAUGUCUAUCCAUAGAUUUGAACAAUCAUGUUAAUACAACUGACAACAAAAUUACGAAAGAAGAAAAAAAAGUCCACGUAAACUCUGUAAGAAAUUGUACUACAUCUAAAGACGGUUGUAAAACAAAUAAAAACAAUGCAAAUGAUAAAAGAAAUUGUACUGCAUCUGAUGUUGAUUGUAAACUAAAUAACACUCGUUAUAAAGACAAUGCAAGGAAAGAAGUCAUUGACAAUAAAGAAGUCAAAAAGGAAGUUAGGAAUUAUGCUGAAGUCAAGCCUGAUUACAGCAAAGGAACCUUUAACAGAAGGACAGAUAUCGUCAAUGGGGCUAUGAAAAGCAAGAAUUCUGAAGAAUAUAAUGAAGUGGAAAAGAUAUUACUCAUAGGACUUUCUUCUUUAGCUGGAGUUAGCAUGGUGGUGGUCCUGGCCUUAAAAUUCCGACGCAAGUCAGAACCAAGCGAAGAGAGUGAUUCCCCUCCUGCCUCCGCAGCACGGCAAAAUGUAGCAGAAAUGGAUGAAACUGCAUUUUGAGAUCAUACAAUGGAUUAUUAUUAAUUGGGUGCAGUUUAUGCCGAUCGGGUGUAUCUACCUGGAUGAUAUGGUUGGCAACCACUGUUUUCCUCCAAAAAUCGUUUUUUUUUACCGGUUUCCAAAAAUGGAAUUUAUCUACUUGGAGAUGGGUAACUGUCUAAAGUAAAAACGGUUAUAAAGGUAAAAAGUGAAUUAUGAUUAAGUCGCAUAAUUAUUUGAUUUUAAUGAUUUGUACAUAUAAUGUUGUAUAUAUAUAGAAAUUGUGUUAUAUUGCA
This is a messenger RNA of Helicoverpa armigera (cotton bollworm), 3133 nucleotides long. RefSeq lists its product as uncharacterized. The coding region runs from base 201 to 2858 and encodes 885 amino acids. The transcript has 4 exons. Lineage: Eukaryota; Metazoa; Arthropoda; Insecta; Lepidoptera; Noctuidae. The record is from RefSeq and is a predicted model, not a curated record.